Lithohypha guttulata is the source of this 1182-nucleotide messenger RNA. RefSeq lists its product as uncharacterized. The record is from RefSeq and is a predicted model, not a curated record. Bases 1 to 1182 code for a protein of 393 amino acids. NCBI's taxonomy places the organism in Eukaryota, Fungi, Ascomycota, Eurotiomycetes, Chaetothyriales, Trichomeriaceae. The transcript has 3 exons.
AUGCAGCGCUUACUCUCUCGAUUCUCACACCAUGUGAUGAAUCCUUUGCACGAAAGAAAGAAGAAGAUGUCGCCAGGAACACCCUCGCUCAUGCUGAUGCAAAUCGCUACUGACUGCAAUGAUGCGCCUUUUUCGACCGAUCUUGAACGCAGAGAGGUAAAGAUAAGUGAUGUUACUGAACUUGGAAAUGUCUUGAGCACUUCUACCUUUGUGAAACGCGACUUGGGCUUUCAAGGACAAUUAGGGUCCUACAUUCUACUCACAUACGGUGAUACAAUGUUCAGUGACGCCGAAGGAAGUGAUCAAUUUCGUGGCAUGACAUGCAACUCAGUCGCCAUUGCUGGCAAGCAUUCUACGAAGGUUCUGGAUACUCGCCUGGAUCAAGAUGGGUUUCCACACUGCUUUCUUCGACCAUCUGAACAGUACAACGAGGACCCUAGUGUUUACGCGUUGGGGCUUACAAACGUUGUUGAGAUCUCGCCUGGUAAAGGUAUUGUCUUCUUUCUCCUCAACCAUCGACCAGACUACGUGAACCAUCUCAUUGGUGCUGGCGUUGCUGAUGUCUCGCUCGAAAGUCGUAAUGGUGUUCCAGUGCCCAUGGCAAGAAGACACGAAAGAUUCUGGUGGGACGGUGAGACAGAGCCCUGGUACGGCGACGUCUGUGCUUUAAAAGCUGGGGGCCAUGUCUAUGCUUACGGUCAUGCGAAAGACAAUCCCUGGAUAUAUCUCGCACGAGCCCGCACCGAAGACGCAACUGUUCUCGAUGCUUAUGAAUACUGGAACGGGGUAGACUGGCAGCGCGAAAGACUGAGACGGCAGGAGCUAAACGAGAAGCAGAGCGUCUUCUGGCAGAUCAACCAGGGUCAGGUCAUCUGGUCUAGGUAUCACAACUGUUUUCUAUUUGUGUACUGCGACAAUUUCUGGUCGUGUCAAGUACUGGUUAAAACAGCUCCUUCGCCAGAAGGACCGUGGUCAGGUUCUGUUACAGUCUACAAGCCAAGGCCUAUCACUGGGGGAGGCAAUGUGUAUGCAGCUAUACCUCAUCCAUACUUCGAUCCAUCUGGCAGGACGUUGGUCAUCUCGUAUACCAACCACCCAAACACUGUCCAGGCUAUCAAAGUAGUAAGCGCAUUCGAUUCUCCGGAACCAGGUUCAGCUUACGUAACUUUGCAGGAGUUCUAG